UUAUUCUAACAGGUAGUUUAAAAAUCAAACAGGCCCCCAGCAGCAGCAGCAGCAGCAGCAGCAGCAUCACAACAGCAGUAGCAGAAAGACAGUAACUAACGAAGUCUGAGCAAAGGACGUUUCUUCAACAGCAUCUUAUUUCUGGAUAUGCCCGGACGCCGCUCUCCAGCAUGCUGAGCAGGAAGGGGUCUAGUGCAGGGAUGAUGACCGCUGCUGCAGCGGGAAUAGACCGCAGCAGGGUCGGGGAGAGGCUGCAGGCUGCUCUGGCCGGGCUGCAGGAGCUUCAUCUGCUGAAGGACAGACAGAGCGACAUGGUGAGCUGGGCGCUGCGGAUGGACCGAGAGGAGCCGGCCACUGCUGUCCACGCAGGCCCGGAGAGUCCCAGGAUGAUGGGGACUGAGGAACAGCGGCUGGAGGCGACCCUGACAACCCUGAAACAACAGCUGUCUCGUCUUCGGAAACAGGAUGUAGGCCUGAAGACUCACUUGCAGCAGCUGGAUCAACAGAUCAGUGAGCUGAAGCUGGAUGUGAGCAAGGCCUCCACAGAGCAGUUGGAGAGUGACAGCAGGCCAAGUUCAGGCUUCUAUGAGCUCAGCGAUGGCGGCUCUUGCUCGUUGUCCAACUCCUGCACCUCUGUGUACAGCGAGUGCCUGUCAUCUUCCCAGACAAGCCUUCUCCUCCUUCCCACGAGCCCUGCUAAUUCCCACAUCAGCCCGCCAUCACACCUAGACGUAUGCCGCCGGCGUUCUGCUGACGAGAGCACUACCCAGCCCAACCCCCCCCCCCCCCCCCCCCCCCCCGCCGCCACCAAAAGCAAAAAAAAAAAAAAAAAAAAGCGACCAAGACCUGUGUCAACAGGUGAUCUUGAUAGGAUGAUGGCUCAAGGACCAAGCUACUGCAAAUCUGUUGAUGCAAAGAAACCCUCAAUGUGCUCAAACCUGAAGACCACCACAGUGGACGCCAAGUUCCACAGCAACCUGGUGUCCCGCAGUGGGACGGAAGUGUACCACUACCCCAGCCCCCUGCACGCUGUGGCUCUCCAGAGCCCAAUCUUUUUCCAUGGUGGCGACCCAGCCACACCUGGACUUCUAGUGGGACAAGGACCCCCUAUGAACGGUUCUGACACCCUCCAAGGAGCACAAAUGGGCUAUGAGACCAAGACUCCGGGUUACAUUGACAAGCUCCUCCUGCGCAGCUUGAACAAAAUCCAGAGUGAAACGAGCACAGAGACUCUGCAGAACCACAGUGACAAUCACAGGAGGCCUACUGAACUUUUAACUGUGUUUUCUGACAUGUCUCAGAAAGAGGUGUCUGUGCUGCAGCCUCUUCCAGCCCAGACCACAAACAUUAUCCCACUUGAUAGCGACCCAAAGAGACACUGCAUGACAUUCUCCAGCCAAGAGCAAGCUGAUAACGCAAACCGCAAUCAGUCAGUGAGAGCCCCGGAGGUUUCAUACCGAUACUCCUAUCCUACUGCCAUGAGGGAGUACAGCUCUGAUGAGGUCACCACUUUAUCCAUGAGAAAGAAUGAUAAAGGUGAAUAUGCUAGUGCAGCAAAAGGCAAUUCAAAGAAUAUAUGUGGGGAUCAUCCAGAGUCAAUGCCACAAGAGAGGAAGGGCAAUAGGCAAAGACCGGUGAUGCCCCACAGCUCCAGCACAGAAGAGAGUCAAAGCUUUGAGGUCCAUGCUGGUCACAGAGCUUCCCCUGAGUUUGUUCAUGCCAAAUUUGUCCCUGCUGGAUCUCAGAGGGUCAAAGUGAGACAGGCAGACCGUAAAACCAAAGCUGUGAAACUGAGAAGAAAAAGCAGCGAGAAACCUCGAGCAAUGAGGCAGCAACAUGGCUACUCCUCGGGGGAAAGGACCAGAGAGGCUAGUGGCGGAACCAAGGGGGAACAGAGAAGAUCAGGAAAAGGAAAAGGGACCCAGAAAUGUACCACCUGUCACACAGAGGAGCGCAGACAGGGCUCAGGCUCAGACUCCAGCCACUGUAGCCCUGGACUCAUGUACACCCACAACGCCCAUCCCAAGCCACAUCCCAUCCCUGUUGUUACGAAGUCAAGCAAAAGCCGCAGACUGCAGUGCCUGGAGCAUGAGCAGCCCGUAGAGCAGAGGAAAAGGAGGGAGGGGGCCGCCAAAUGGCCGUCCGAUGUGGAGAUGUUCCAGAUCUCAUGUGCUCAGCGUCAGAGGUCCAAGGAGCGCCAUGUUCAGGCACCAGGGAGCAUGCAGAUGGUCCGCAGUAUGAGUGCCAAGUCAGGCCAAUGGAUAGGACCUCCUCGCUCCUUCCAAUCCUCCACGUCCUCUAACUCUUUCUUCCAAAAUCUGAAUGCCAGAUACCCACCAGCAGCCUUCCACAUGUCCAGCAACUACCCACCCAGAUGUGAGUCUGAGUACUCGGCCGAAUGCGCCUCGCUGUUUCACUCCACCAUUGCUGAAAGCAGCGAGGGGGAGAUGAGUGAUAACACCACCAACCGCUUCGGAGACAGUGAGUCCAGCCAGAGCUUCCAGUCCUUCUCGGACUCUGACAGCAGCCUUUCCCUGGAUGAGGAGGACCAGGUGGACGGCCAAGAGGAGAGAGGGUUGGUGUGGGCUCAGGCUGCUCUGGGGCCCACCGCAGCUGGACAGCCCCUCCAGCAGCUCCCACGCCCGGAGCCAUCAGCCUGCCGCAUCAAAGCCUCCCGAGCCCUGAAGAAGAAGAUUCGUCGAUUCCAGCCGGCCUCCCUUAAGGUCAUGACCCUUGUGUAGCAAAGUUCCCCCUGGGCAGAGUGUGAACUUUUGGGAAAACACAGAGAGCUGUGGUCUUUGAGCUCAACACCCUUAAUCAUCACUGAAAAGCAGCAAUUAAACUGGACUGCAUUUGUGCACUGAUUGUUUUGUUAAACUAAAAGAAAAUGGCAAGAACUUACAAUGGUUGAACCUGAAACUGUAAAAAUGGUGCAUGGUACAAAAGCAUGUAUAACACAAUUAUUACACUGACACUUAAUUUGUAAAUAUUUAUGUUGUAAUUGAAGUUUAUCAUACCAUGUGGCUGCAUUUGACAAUUUGACAUUUCUGUCAUAUAAUUGUAUGUACCUGAGAAAUAAAAAUAAUCUUUUUACAUUU
Messenger RNA from Perca fluviatilis (European perch), 3098 nucleotides. It is a transcript of the gene dact2, whose product is annotated as dishevelled-binding antagonist of beta-catenin 2. Gene Ontology annotation, cellular component: cytoplasm. Gene Ontology annotation, biological process: negative regulation of nodal signaling pathway. The record is from RefSeq and is a predicted model, not a curated record. NCBI's taxonomy places the organism in Eukaryota, Metazoa, Chordata, Actinopteri, Perciformes, Percidae.